This is a messenger RNA of Papaver somniferum (opium poppy), 509 nucleotides long. Its product is annotated as CST complex subunit STN1-like. The transcript has a single exon. NCBI's taxonomy places the organism in Eukaryota, Viridiplantae, Streptophyta, Magnoliopsida, Ranunculales, Papaveraceae. The record is from RefSeq and is a predicted model, not a curated record. Gene Ontology annotation, biological process: DNA replication; double-strand break repair via homologous recombination; nucleotide-excision repair. Gene Ontology annotation, cellular component: DNA replication factor A complex; site of double-strand break; chromosome, telomeric region. Bases 1 to 507 code for a protein of 168 amino acids. Gene Ontology annotation, molecular function: nucleic acid binding.
AUGGAUCCAGUUAAGAACUCUCACGCAAAACUCUUGGCGUUCGACAUUCUCUCACUAAGCCGGCGUAAUAUAUCAUCUCCAUCAUCAUCCUCAAAUACUGUCAUCUUCUAUCGGAAAUCUCGACAAAUUUGCAGAGUUGAAACCCUGGGCGUGGUUGUGACUAGAGAAUUCAAGGCGGGAAAAUCCCUAAAGUUCUUAAUCGACGAUGGUACUGGUUGUGUCUCAUGCAUUCUCUGGUUGAACCAACUUACUUCUUCUCACUUCUCUAGAAAAAGCCCUGAUGAUGUUCGGAUCUUGGCAGAAAUUGCUAGCAAUCACUCCUCUAAGGUACAAAUUGGUCGGCUUGCUAGAAUUCGCGGUCGUGUUACAGUUUAUAGAGGAAAGAUAGAGAUUACUGUAACAGAUGUUGUAAUCGAGAGAGAUCCAAAUGCGGAGAUUCUACACUGGUUAGACUGUGUUAAGUUAGCUCGGAAUUGUUAUGAUGUUGUUGCUCCUAAUGUCCAAUGAAG